CCCAAAAACAGGGUCCUUUGCUUUGUCUCUUGCGUUCGACGAAAUGGCUCUGCUUUCUGAUCUCAUUAACUUGAACCUUUCGGAAUCCACCGAGAAAAUCAUUGCCGAGUACAUAUGGGUUGGUGGAUCUGGCAUGGACAUUAGAAGCAAAGCCAAGACUCUUCCUGGGCCGGUAAGUGAUUCUCAGAAGCUGCCAAAAUGGAACUAUGACGGUUCAAGCACUGGUCAAGCGCCUGGGGAAGACAGUGAAGUUAUCUUAUACCCCCAAGCAAUAUUCAAGGACCCAUUUAGGAGGGGAAACAAUAUCCUGGUGAUGUGUGAUGCUUACACUCCAGCUGGGGAACCAAUUCCAACUAAUAAGAGACAUAAUGCAGCAAAAAUAUUCAGUCACCCUGAUGUUGUGGCUGAAGAGCCUUGGUAUGGUAUAGAGCAGGAAUACACCUUGCUGCAAAAGGACACAAAAUGGCCUCUUGGAUGGCCCCUUGGUGGCUAUCCUGGACCCCAGGGACCAUACUACUGUGGUAUUGGUGCUGAUAAGGCCUUUGGCCGAGAUAUUGUGGAUUCCCACUAUAAAGCCUGUCUUUAUGCUGGAAUCAAUAUUAGUGGUAUCAAUGGAGAGGUGAUGCCUGGACAGUGGGAAUUCCAAGUUGGCCCUGCUGUUGGCAUCAGUGCUGGGGAUGAGUUAUGGGUAGCUCGCUACCUUCUGGAGAGGAUUACUGAGAUUGCUGGGGUUGUUCUCUCAUUUGACCCUAAACCAAUCCAGGGUGACUGGAAUGGAGCAGGUGCUCAUACAAACUACAGCACCAAAUCCAUGAGAAAAGAUGGUGGUUAUGAAGUUAUCAAGAAGGCGGUUGAAAAGCUUAAAUUGAGGCAUAAGGAACAUAUUGCUGCUUAUGGGGAAGGAAACGAACGCCGCUUGACUGGAAGGCAUGAAACAGCUGACAUCAACACCUUCUCAUGGGGGGUGGCAAACCGUGGUGCAUCUGUUAGAGUUGGGAGAGACACAGAGAAGCAUGGGAAAGGGUACUUCGAGGACAGGAGGCCUGCUUCCAACAUGGAUCCCUACGUUGUCACCUCCAUGAUUGCAGAGACAACCAUCCUGUGGAAACCUUGAGAGGCAGCCAUUCCUUCCUCAUAAACUCAUAAAACUAUGAUUGUGGGUUUAGCAUCAAUAAUUUGUUCCUCUGUUUUCAUUGCUUUCCAAUUGUGUUGUGUCUUUGUUGCUGUGGAUUUAGGUUAGGUGAUGAUAUAUGUACUGUGUUUGCAUUGCAAUCCUCACUCCUAUAGUGGGAUUAAUUAAUAAUAACCUCAUUCCUUAAAAUGGGCAUAUUACCAUGCAACUGAUGUUUCUAUCUUCUGAAUGGAUACCCCUCUAGUUUCAAUGAUUUCUA
Molecule: messenger RNA, 1391 nt
Organism: Rubroshorea leprosula
Lineage: Eukaryota; Viridiplantae; Streptophyta; Magnoliopsida; Malvales; Dipterocarpaceae
Source: the annotation of a GenBank genome assembly